Molecule: messenger RNA, 612 nt
Organism: Plasmodium gonderi
Lineage: Eukaryota; Apicomplexa; Aconoidasida; Haemosporida; Plasmodiidae
Exons: 2
Coding region: 1-612 (203 amino acids)
Source: RefSeq, a predicted model, not a curated record
AUGUUUUUUCAACGCAGAUUUCUCAUGACCAUUAUUGCCUGUGUCUAUGUCUUUAUUCUCAAAGUUUUUUUAAAUCCUUUUUUUUUUUUAUCUUUCAAUGAUAAAACUGUUGGAGGUGUGGUUAUAAAAAAUGAUCACCAUUCAAAAAAUAUUGCAUCGAAUAAAAUAUGGUCUCAAAGUGGAGCAUCACCUAACAAAUCCCCGGUGAAUAGUUAUGUUUUCCAAUUUGCACAGAAAAACAGAUUAUCUAGCAUGAGAACGAGAAGGAAGAAAAAUUUACUUUUUUUUUACAACAUAAAAAAAAAAAAAUUACCGCACCUCCUUUGUUUUCAUAGUGAAGAUUGUGAAUACUGCAAUAGCAUGGAGAAGCUAUUAACCAAAUUAAAAGACGAAGAGGGAGUUAAAUUUCUCAAACUUGAAAUGUAUGAAAACACAUACAAUUAUGAAUUGUUACAAGAGUUAGAUUAUGAUAACCUGUGUGGUGGAUUACCAUAUUAUUACAACUUGAAGACACAUUAUAACAUCUGUGGUGCUACGACUUAUCACAACUUGAGAAACUGGGCCCUAGACAAGAAGUGCAACCCCAAUGAACCACCAUAUGAAGAAUUUUAA